CAAUUAUUUGUCUAACCUGGAAUCUGUGUUUACUUUCAUGCAGCGGCAGUGUGAGCGUCCAACCAAUCACACACGCAACAUGUUACACUAGUCUAUCAGCCUUUCAGCUUAUUUUGACUCAGUUUUGUGGGAACAUAACAGAUAAACAACUGCAACUACCAUAGGUCUAAUAUAAACCAGACAUCAUUUUUAAAAGAGAAACAUUUACUCUCGAGAGUGGAUAUGUUGACUUUCGUCUUUGUGUGCCUCUCUAUCUCAGUCACAGGCCUACAUGCAUCUUUUACGGUUAGCAUUAGUAAUCCCUUAAUAACAGUGAAAGAGAAUGAGGGAGUUGACUUGAAAUGUUCCUACACUGCUGACUUUGGAGCAACACCCAGAGUAGAAUGGAAGUUCAAGGAUCUCAAGGGAUAUCAGUUUUUCAUCUACUUUGAUAGCAGGCUAACUGCUGAAUAUGAAGGCCGUAUCACUGUGUAUAAUGGAGGUCUGAGAUUUGACAAGGUGACGAGAGCAGACACUGGAGACUAUGACUGUGAGGUGUCUGGAAAUGGUGGUUAUGAUGAGAAGACCAUCAAACUCAUGGUCCUUGUGCCUCCUUCCAAGCCCGUAUCCAGAAUUCCUUCUUCAGUCACAACAGGCAGUAACGUCCUUCUGACCUGCUUCGACAAUGUUGGAUCUCCCCCACCCACCUAUAAGUGGUACAAAGACAACACACCUCUCCCUGAUGAUCCCAGCAAGUUCCCCACAUUUAAAAACCUCACCUACAAGAUGAAUGUUUUCAAUGGAAACCUGGAGUUCCCGAGUGUGUCUAAGCUGGAUAUCGGUUCAUAUUUCUGUGAGGCCAAUAAUGGUGAAGGCGUCACUCAGCGGGGUGAUGCAGUGCGGAUGGACGUCUUUGAUGUAGACAGCAGCCAAGUGCCAACUCUGAGGGGCACCUUGAGCACGGAGACACAGAAUUUGCCGAGCAAGAUCACCAUGAACCACAUGCUGGAAAAAAUGUAUGGUGUAUUCACGUUACAAGAGGUGAAACUAAAACUAGAGAUACAAAAACUGGAAUUAGAAAUAACCAAGUUAAAACUGGAGCUGCAAAAACGUGGACAUGAAGUGUAGAUUCCAUUCAACAUCACUGCUAUGUUUAUAUAUUCAACCACAUUUUGCAUAUAUGUAUAACAUAUUCAGACUAUUCAUUGUUUCAGUUUUCUGUGUCAAUCAGACAAUGUUUUCUACAGUCAUAUCAUAUUGUUUGUAUUUCUUACCCUGGCAUAUUGUGUAGAACAACACAGAUUAUGUUGCACAUUCAGACUGGUUUCAUUCUGAGCUCUCCAUGCAAGGAUUUGUUUUGGCAUGUGUUAUACUGAGUUUGCUUGCAUUGUCUUCCAGUGAUGGAUCACAGUGCAUUUUAAAAUCCUGUGAUGUUGAAAAAAUGUUGUUUUUAAAAAUGUUUUAAAAAAGGAACUGGUAUGGAUAAAAACUAUACUGUUGUUAUAAACUAUGUUGUCUUCCAGAUUAUCAUUGUAACUUUUGGCCCAGCAUUGAAAUAUUGUGUUUGGUAUGUGAAGUAGAUAUUCAUAUUCAAUAUGAUUAUUUAUAUUUUAAAUGUGAUACAGGGAGGGAUGUGAUUCGUUUGUAUCUUUUUGUUUCAUUCUCGAUAUGAAGGCUAGCACUGUGUAUAAUAAAGGACUGGGGUUUGACAAGGUGACGAAAACAA
Molecule: messenger RNA, 1705 nt
Organism: Ctenopharyngodon idella (grass carp)
Lineage: Eukaryota; Metazoa; Chordata; Actinopteri; Cypriniformes; Xenocyprididae
Gene: f11r.2
Product: F11 receptor, tandem duplicate 2
Exons: 7
Coding region: 223-1107 (294 amino acids)
Biological process (GO): cell adhesion; establishment of endothelial intestinal barrier; intestinal absorption
Cellular component (GO): bicellular tight junction
Source: RefSeq, a predicted model, not a curated record